AUGGCAGGAAGUAGUCGAAGCAGAAGAUCUUACGACGACCGUCCUUCCGAGUCCGAUACAGACGAGACCGGCAGCGAAGAAUAUUCUCCUGACAGAAGCUCCCGCAAACGUAGCAAGGAUCGAAGCCAUCGCAGUAAAAGCAAAAGCAGCCGCCAUAGCCGUAGCAGGAGUCGGCGCGGUCGUAAUUCCAACGACAAAUCUUCCGGUGAAGAUAGCGAUGGAAGCGAUCAAGGCAGUAAUAAGAGGAGGAGAUCUUCUAGAAACAUCACGGAAGAGGAAAUUGCUGAGUACAUGGCCAAGAAAGCACAAAAGAAGGCAAUGAGCGCUGCGAAGAAAUUGAAAGCACAAACAGUUUCAGGUUAUUCAAAUGAUUCAAAUCCUUUUGGCGAUUCAAAUCUCAACGAGAAAUUUGUUUGGAGGAAGAAAAUUGAGCGAGAUGUUGCCCAAGGAGUGCCAUUGGAUGCAUUUUCAGUUAAAGCUGAGAAGAAGAGACAAAAAGAGAGAAUGGCUGAGAUUGAAAAAGUUAAAAAGAGAAGGGAGGAACGGGCACUUGAGAAAGCACAACACGAGGAAGAAAUGGCUAUGCUAGCCAGAGAACGUGCUCGAGCUGAGUUUGACGAUUGGGAGAAGAAAGAGGAGGAGUUUCAUUUUGAUCAAAGCAAAGUCAGAUCAGAGAUUAGAUUGCGUGAAGGCCGUAUGAAGCCUAUUGAUGUUUUGUCCAAGCACCUUAAUGGCUCGGAUGAUAUGGAUAUAGAGCUAAAUGAACCAUACAUGGUUUUCAAGGGGUUGACAGUUAAAGAGAUGGAAGAGCUUCGUGACGACAUCAAAAUGCAUCUUGAUUUGGACAGGGCAACUCCAACACACAUAGUUUACUGGGAGGCACUUAUGGUGGUGUGUGAUUGGGAGCUAGCUGAAGCCCGAAAGAAGGAUGCACUUGACCGAGCUAGGGUGCGUGGGGAGGAACCUCCAGCUGAGUUGCUGGCAGAAGAAAGGGGUCUGCAUUCUAGUAUUGAAGCAGAUGUCAAGGAUCUUUUGGAAGGGAAGACCCACAGGGAGCUGGAGGAAUUACAAUCCAAGAUUGAGUCACAGAUGCGAACUGGCACAGCAAAGGUUGUUGAGUAUUGGGAAGCCGUUCUUAAACGUCUUCAUAUUUUCAAGGCAAAGGCAUGUUUGAAGGAAAUACAUGCUAAAAUGCUGCAUAAACAUUUACAACGACUCGAGCAACCUUCGGAAGGUGAAGAUAGGCUGGAAUCUGUUGGUGGUUUAAGACCUGUGGAGGAGGCUAGUGAUCAUGAUGUGAAAGAUGCUGAAACAUUUUCUCCGGAACCGAUAAUACAAGAAGAGACUCAUGAGGUGGAAGAAGAGGCUGGAUCCUUUUCACCAGAACUGUUGCAUGGUGAUGAAGAUGAAGAAGCUAUUGAUCCAGAGGAAGACAGGGCUAUAUUGGAAAGGAAACGCAUGGCUUGGUUAGAGGAGCAGCAAAGACGGAUGCAAGAAGCUUUGGCAUCGAAACCUGCUCCUUCAGAAGAUAACUUUGAGCUGAAAGCUAUGAAAUCUAUGGGAGCAAUGGAGGAGGGUGAUGCUGUAUUUGGCUCUGGUGCUGAAGUUAACUUGGACUCACAGGUGUAUUGGUGGCAUGACAAAUACCGACCUAGAAAACCAAAAUAUUUCAACCGUGUUCACACUGGAUAUGAGUGGAACAAGUACAAUCAGACCCAUUAUGAUCAUGAUAAUCCUCCUCCCAAAAUUGUGCAAGGAUAUAAAUUUAAUAUCUUCUACCCAGACCUUGUCGACAAGAUAAAGGCUCCUGUAUACACUAUUGAGAAGGAUGGUAACAGUUCAGAGACGUGCAUCAUACGAUUCCAUGCUGGACCACCCUAUGAGGACAUUGCGUUCCGAAUCGUAAACAAAGAGUGGGAAUAUUCUCAUAAGAAGGGAUUUAAAUGCACAUUCGAACGUGGAAUUUUACAUGUAUAUUUCAACUUCAAGCGCUAUCGUUACCGUAGGUAAUAUGUGGUUGAUUUUGCAAUUUCAACUUUGCAAGUUGUGGCUGCCGGCCAUGAAAUUCUGCUCAUAUAAACAUUAAGGUAACUUCAGGAUUUUAAGUAUUCUCAGAUUUGAAGCUUUAGUGUUCUAAAUUCUUUCAGUUUAUGGCCAAUAUAUAUUUCAAUUGGUCUCUGGCACUAUUCACACUGUUCUGUUGCACUUGGAACAAUAAUGUGAUAACUCUUGUUGUUGGAAUUUUUAUUGA
Hibiscus syriacus is the source of this 2251-nucleotide messenger RNA. Its product is annotated as cactin-like. NCBI's taxonomy places the organism in Eukaryota, Viridiplantae, Streptophyta, Magnoliopsida, Malvales, Malvaceae. The record is from RefSeq and is a predicted model, not a curated record. The transcript has 13 exons. Gene Ontology annotation, biological process: mRNA cis splicing, via spliceosome. Bases 1 to 2010 code for a protein of 669 amino acids. Gene Ontology annotation, cellular component: cytoplasm; spliceosomal complex. Gene Ontology annotation, molecular function: protein binding.